This is a messenger RNA of Cyphellophora attinorum, 1617 nucleotides long. Its product is annotated as Histone chaperone. The transcript is spliced from 2 exons. Gene Ontology annotation, molecular function: histone binding; nucleosome binding. The coding region runs from base 1 to 1617 and encodes 538 amino acids. The record is from RefSeq and is a predicted model, not a curated record. NCBI's taxonomy places the organism in Eukaryota, Fungi, Ascomycota, Eurotiomycetes, Chaetothyriales, Cyphellophoraceae.
AUGGGUCUCAUCGCCCAGGCCUUCGAUCGGGACGUUGGCCUCUAUCAGAAGAUUCUUCUUGCAAUCGAACAAACUCCUUCGAACAAGCAGCUUUUCAAUGACAUCGCCGCCUUCCACCUCAAAUAUGCGCAGCCCGCCUCAAGCGCCCAGAUCGAGGAGACCCCAGAUGGACCAGCAGCGAAGAAGAGAAAGCUCGACAAUGGCUCUGUGCCGAUUGACACCGCAGACGUACAAGUGGACACUUUGCUAGAGAUGAGAGACGUCUCCUUCUCGCUCCCGCAACGCAAAAAACUGCACUUCCGAAUCAGACAAAUCAACUCACCAAACAUGCCAAUGCCAAUGAUAAUGAUAGAAGUCAUCAAUCCAGCAACCGAUCAGACAGAGCACUUGAUCACUCCCAACGCGGUCGCACAGGUCCUCAAAACACCCGUGCCCGAGAAAGCCACCAAACAAUACAACUACAUCUUCAUACCACACCCUGGCACACCCAAAUCCAUAGAAGACCCAAUCCUCUUCACCGUUCCAGCUACGGCCCCAAAAGGCGGCACAUACACCUUUCCGGACGGUGCAAGUACCCUCGAAGACGCCCUCUCCGUUGUUCUACAACCCUAUGGUCUAAGCCUGACCCUCCCCGACGAGAAAGAGUUCGCCAGCGCAACUCCCGAAGCUCACCGCAAGAACGAGAAAGCCUACCACGUGAAAGCCUUCCGCGGCUCAAAAGACGGCUUCCUCUUCUUCCUCUCGACUGGUAUAUUCUGGGGCUUCAAGAAGCCCCUCCUCUUCAUGGGGCUCGAAGAUAUCGAGAGCGUCAGCUACACCAGCGUUCUACAGAGGACUUUCAAUUUGAACAUUGCAUAUCGCAAGCCGCCGACUUCGAAGGCUGAAAUCGACCAGGCUGAAGCAGCGGGGCAGUUGCCGGAACCGGAAGAGAUCGAAUUCAGCAUGCUCGACCAGUCCGACUAUGCAGGUAUCAAUGAGUACGUUCAGCGACAUGGGCUGCACGAUGCGAGCUUGGCGGCGGGGAGACGGGCGAAGACUGUCAAAAAGGAGAAAGGCACAGCUAUGAAUGGCGCUGGCGCUGCUGCUAACGGCCCAGAUGACGAAGACGACGAAGACGACGGCAGGACAGAGCUUGAAAAGGCAGAAGCAGAGCUCCAAGACGCAGAGGACGAGGAAGAGGAGGAUUUUGAGCCUAGUGAUGACGACGACGAUGGCAGCGGGUCCAGUGGCUCGGAGGACGACGAUGAGUACGAGGCCGAACGACCCACUAAGAAGAGAAAGACUGGGAAUCUUGUGCAAGACGAGUUGGGCAGCGAGGCGGAGGACGUGGAGAUAUCUGAUGACGAGGAGGACGAAGAGGGCGAUGACGAAGACCAUCAAGGUAUCCCGGGUGUUGAAGGCUACGAAGAUCCGCACGCUAUGUCUGAGAUUGAGGAGGAUGAAGAGGGUGACGAAGAGGAGGAGGGUGAGGAGCCAGAAGUCCUCGAAACGCCGCCUCCUAAUCUGAGAGCGCAUGAGACAAAAGUCAGCAUGUCGAUGACUCAGCAGCAAGGUCGUUGGGGCGCUGCCGUCAACGGCGGAGGCGAGCCGGAUCCUGAUGACGAUGAUCAGCUGUAG